This is a messenger RNA of Emiliania huxleyi CCMP1516, 1042 nucleotides long. RefSeq lists its product as hypothetical. The record is from RefSeq and is a predicted model, not a curated record. Bases 1 to 891 code for a protein of 296 amino acids. Lineage: Eukaryota; Haptophyta; Isochrysidales; Noelaerhabdaceae. The transcript has 2 exons.
AUGUCCGUGCUUCUGCUUCUACUCCAGCCUGCCGCGCAGCCGACCGGCACCGCCCUGACCGCCAGCAACAGCGAGAACCUGGUCUCGGGAAUGGUCAGCAACGGCGACUACCGCAUCUACAAUGUCGAAAAAUGCGACUACAACGUCACGCUCUUCUCCGUCUAUCCCGUUUUUGCCGCGCACCAGAUCGAGUGGAACACGAUGGGGAAGACCAUGGCGUGGUGGUCGGUACUGAUCGGCCUCCCAAAGACGGCCGACAUCUCGGAGACCGAGAAGGUGAGAUUCUACGCGAGCGGCGCAAAACACGUCGCGAAGGUGGCAAAGGGCCUCCACCUGACGGGCAAGCGCGUCCUCGACUUUGGGUGCGGGCUAGGCCGGCUGAGUUUCGCGUUUGCCAACCAGCUGGGUGCCCCCGUGACUUGCGUCGACCAGAGCGAGUGGGCCAAGCGCAAGAAGGCGGGCGCGGUGGAGUUUGUCGCCUCCAGCCCCGACCUUCUGGCCCCAAUGGCCAAGACGCGGUUCGACUUUGUGCACAGCGUGAUCGCACUGCAGCACAUGGUGCCCGCGCUGCAGGUUGUCUACCUCGAGCAGCUCUGCGAUCUGCUCAUCCCCGGCGGCUCGGGAUGGCUGCAGAUCCCGCACAAGACGCCAGGGGACACGGGCUGCGACAUGGGCGCGUCGAUUCGCCAGGGCGGCAUGCAGAUGCACUCGACGCCGCUGCAUGCUCUCAAGAAGCUGUUUCGACGCCGUGGCUGCCGCGCAGACAUCACCGACGCCGGCAGAAGUUACAUCGGCGACGACGCUGGCCGGAGCGCCUUCGUGAAGCUCAGGAAGCGCAAGGCAGGUGGCGAGCCGGGCCAGAGCGCAGAGGCCCAGAGCGCCACCCCCUAGAUCGUGAAGACCGCAAGCGGCUUACCUGGUCACACGGCUUAGUGAGUGGUUGGGGUGGCCUCAGGCAUCCCCAAGGGAGCCUCUGCGGUGCCACAUAAGCAGCUUAGUGAUUGUCGAGACUUUAUCGUUGGAAGAUCUCGCAAACAAGACA